AUGGUUGCAUACGAGCUUGAUUUGCCUUUCGAAUUGGAAGCAGUCCAUCAUGUAUUUCAUGUUUGUAUGUUGCGGAAGUGCAUUGGAGAUCCUUCACGUAUUAUGCCCAUUGAAAAUAUUCGUAUCGCUGAAGAUUUAUCUUAUGCAGAGGUACCAAUAGCGAUUAUAGAUCGGCAAGUACAGACAGGGACUCUAAUUGACCCACCCACUAGGAUUCAGGUUCAGGUCAUGACCUUCAGGGUCCAGGAUUCACUUUUUAGAGGUUGUGCUGCCCACUCUUUUUAUCUCACAGUUUGGGUUCCUCUGUGGCCAUAUAUUAAAUUAAUAACCAUAUGUUGGUUGGUGAUACCACAGUUUGAUGGCGCGUGUUAUCUUUAUCAAAAACUUAUUCAUCCAUGUUUGCUGGCGAAACUGCAUGAUGUUAUCACUCAGUUUUAUGGGUUUUGCUAUGUUUACCAACGCUUUCUGUAUGUAUGUUUGUCUGUCAACCUUCAAAUUGUGGCUGACCGGUUGAACAAGCCAAUUGAGGAUCCAUCUCUCAAGAAUGAAUCAUUUCUGACUACAGCAGAGAGGUAUCUUGAAGAAAAUGGAUCUGAUGCUUUGUUGAAACUUAUUGCAAACAAGUGCAAGGAUAAUAAUUUGAAUCAUCAUGCAGAAGAGAUCAAGACUACUGAUACUAGUGUGGAAGCAGGAUCACUUAUCCCCAACCAGACACUGUGUGAAGGGGCUUGUCCUGUUUGGCAAGAUAUCAAACCGAUGGAACACAUGGCAAAAUAUGAAGCAGCUCAACCCAAACAGGUUGUUAGAAGUGUGAGGGAAAAUCUAAUUUGGAGUGAGAAGAAAACGAUAGGAAUGCAGGUCAAGGAAACGGAAGUUCCAACAAAGCAGACAAUCCAGCUUAAUCAGGAACCAGCAAAACAUGUAGCCGCAGCACAAUCAGAUCACAGCAAUAAUGAAAAAUUGGAAGAAACGGUCCACCUAGCAGGUGUUGAUCAGCAAGAAAAUCAAAAGCAACUGAAGAAUGCUGAUAUUGCUGUUCAUAAUUCUAAGCUGUGGUGCCCUGGGGAGAUUGCUAUGGCUGCACAUCUUGAUGGGAUGGAGCACUUGGCCAAACACCAAUUACCUAUGAGUUCUAUGGCUGUGGCAGAGAGGUACCUUGAAGAGAAUGGAUCUGAUGCUCAGGAGAAACUUAUUACAAACAAGGUUAAACGCCUGAAGGGAAAUCUAAUUUGGAUCGCAAAGAAUACAGCAGACAUGCAGGUCAAGGAAACGACAUUUCCAGUACAAGAAAAACACGGUCCUAAUGAAAAACCUAAAGAAAAGAUUGAACUAGUAGCUACUGGACCACAUGAAAAGCUGAAGCAAGUGAUGAAUUCCGAUGGUGCUACACACAAUUCUAGGCUAUGGUGUGGUUUUUGUAACGUUAGAUGCUCUGGUGAGAUUGAUAUGGCUGCACAUCUUAAUGGGAGGAAGCACUUGGGAAAAGUGGUUAUUUUGGGUCCAAACUUUUACCCUAUUGGCAGAACAUAG
Molecule: messenger RNA, 1530 nt
Organism: Solanum verrucosum
Lineage: Eukaryota; Viridiplantae; Streptophyta; Magnoliopsida; Solanales; Solanaceae
Exons: 8
Coding region: 1-1530 (509 amino acids)
Source: RefSeq, a predicted model, not a curated record